Molecule: messenger RNA, 1235 nt
Organism: Plasmodium cynomolgi strain B
Lineage: Eukaryota; Apicomplexa; Aconoidasida; Haemosporida; Plasmodiidae
Product: proteosome subunit alpha type 1
Exons: 3
Coding region: 426-1235 (269 amino acids)
Biological process (GO): ubiquitin-dependent protein catabolic process
Cellular component (GO): proteasome core complex, alpha-subunit complex; proteasome core complex
Source: RefSeq, a predicted model, not a curated record
CAGGUACGCAUAUGGUAGAAGAAAAAUAUGAACUUUCAUUUUAAGCCCCAAAAUAUUGCCUUUUAAGGUAGAAAAUUUUGUGAAAAUAGAAUAAAUUUUCAGCACUCAAAAAAAAAAAAGCAUUUUUGUGCCUUUGUUUUUUUUUUUUCGAAUUAGCGAUUUCUGUUUAGCUUUGCCGCUUCCUCUCGAUCUUGUAAUUCACAUAGUUAUAUUUUUAAAAACAUUUUUCCAUGAGUAAAAAAGGCCUAAUAUAAUUUCGAUCUCACGAUAAGGAGAAAGCAGAAGCCAGGAAAAGUAGGAAGAACAGAAAUAGUAAGAAUAACACUAAGCAGGAAAAGAAACACACUGAGAAGGGACAAAGUGGAAGGCGAACCCGAAAGCGAAAUUACAAGCGGAGAGAACGAUAGUUAAAACAAGCAGCAACCAUGUAUCGAAACCUGUACGACACAGACAAUAUUAUUUACUCUCCGGAAGGAAGGCUGUACCAAGUCGAAUACGCGAAUGAAGCUAUAAAACAGGGGACCUGCGCCGUGGCUAUAAAGUCCAAGGAUUUUGUGGUCGUUUGUGGACUAAAGAAGCGCAUAAGCAAGUUAUCGUUCCACCAAGAAAAACUGUUCAAAAUAGAUGACUACAUCGGUGUGACGAUGAGUGGCAUAACAUCUGACGCAAAGGUUUUGACGAAGUACAUGCGAAACGAAUGUCUGUCGCAUAAGUUUCUAUUUGAUGAAAAUAUGAAUAUAGAAAAAUUAGUGAAAAAGGUGGCAGAUAAGUAUCAGCAGAAUACUCAGAGGAGUAGUAGAAGGGCAUUUGGUGUAGGGUUAAUAAUAGCUGGAUAUUUUAAGGAGCCCUAUAUUUUUGAAACGAAGCCAAAUGGUUCAUAUUUUGAAUACAUUGCCUUAUCGUUUGGUGCUAGAUCUCAUGCAUCGAAAACUUAUUUAGAAAAAAAUUUACAUUUAUUUGAAAAUUCGUCGUUGGAGGAGCUUACUCUUCAUUGCUUAAAGGCCUUAAGAUGUUCCCUUUCGAGUGAAAAUGAGUUAACUGUAGAAAAUACGUCGCUAGCUAUUGUUGGUAAGGAUAAACCAUGGCAAGAAGUUACCACUGUAGACUUAGUGGAGCUUCUAAUGAGAGUAAACGCUGAACAGCGAACUGAAAAUAUUGAGGCAGACAUUCAGAAUGAGGAAAUUCCUCCAAAUGAAGGAGAUGCACCAAAUCCGCAGGGCGAUCAAAUGGAAUGA